Molecule: messenger RNA, 1266 nt
Organism: Kalmanozyma brasiliensis GHG001
Lineage: Eukaryota; Fungi; Basidiomycota; Ustilaginomycetes; Ustilaginales
Product: MT-A70-like protein
Exons: 1
Coding region: 1-1266 (421 amino acids)
Cellular component (GO): nucleus; RNA N6-methyladenosine methyltransferase complex
Molecular function (GO): nucleic acid binding; mRNA m(6)A methyltransferase activity
Source: RefSeq, a predicted model, not a curated record
AUGCAAGAUGCUGCGGACCAAGAGGCUGUCGAUGCCAUCACGGCUGCCUUCCUUUCAGCUCCCACGGCGAAGCAGCGUCUGCUCACCAAGCUGAUGAGCAGCACCGACAACCGGUACCAAGAGUUCUGCCAGCAUCUCACACGCAAGGAUUGCCCCGACGCCGGAACAUGCCAGAACCUGCACUUCAAGCCGGUCUUCUAUCCGCACACCGACCCUUCGUAUGGUCAUUGCAGCUAUCUCAAUACCUGCCAUCGCACCGCCUCAUGCAAGUAUCUCCAUUUCGAAUUGGAUGCCGACCCGCCUCAGCAGCCGUUCAAUUUCAAGACCACGGAUCCACGUCACCCCCACGAGCCUGACUCGGAGGAAGCAGGCGAGAUAGGUCUCAUUCACCCGUCUCGCACACUCAAGGAGCAUGGCUUCAGCAGCUGGAUUCGGCCUUCGUCUGCAUCCGGAGCACACACUGCGGACCAAUCCGAGGCGCAGUGGAUCGACUGUGAUCUCAAAGACUUUGACUACUCGAUGUUGGGCAAGUUCGACAUCAUUCUGGCCGAUCCGCCAUGGGACAUUCACAUGUCGCUGCCGUAUGGGACGAUGAGCGACAACGAUAUGCGCUCUAUGCCUGUCCCGCAGCUGCAAGACGAAGGGCUCAUCUUCCUCUGGACCACCGGCAGAGCCAUGGAACUAGGUCGAGAGCUGCUUGCGCACUGGGGCUACACACGCAUCGACGAGCUGAUUUGGGUCAAGGUCGGUCAGACACAACGUCUCAUCCGUACUGGUCGGACAGGGCAUCAUCUCAACCACACGAAGGAGCACUGUUUGGUCGGAGCUAAGGUGCGCUCAAAUCCCAGCGAGAGGGAGACGCUGGAGAGCAGACCGAUCCCAGGGUCCACACAACAUUACGUCGGCAGUCGAGGAGCAGGUGUUCCACCACCACUUCCUGAUUGGGUGCACUGCGGUCUCAACGCCGACGUGAUCGUCUCCGAAGUCAGGGAUACUUCGCGCAAGCCCGACGAGCUGUACAGCAUCAUUGAGCGCCUCUGUCCGGGCGGACGCAAGGUGGAGCUCUUUGGCCGAAGGCACAACGUCCGCAGAGGCUGGCUCACCUUGGGCAACCAGCUCAAAUCGGACCACGUUCUGGAUCCCGAGCUGCAGCAUCGUAUCGAUGCUUUCAGGUCGAGCAGACUUAGGCAAGGACAGACUCCGCCGAUGCAAGCACAGCAGAGGCACUCUACAGCUUCGAGAACAGGCAUGGCAACAAUGUAUUGA